This is a messenger RNA of Cricetulus griseus (Chinese hamster), 1227 nucleotides long. The record is from RefSeq and is a predicted model, not a curated record. NCBI's taxonomy places the organism in Eukaryota, Metazoa, Chordata, Mammalia, Rodentia, Cricetidae.
CGAGGAUGUGCGUGCGCCCCCUGCCGCUUUUCCCUUGCUCCUGCCGCUCCGGGCGGGGCAGGGCGGCUCGCGUGCCGGGGUGGGGCUUUCCUUCUUUAGUCCUGGGGCCAGGUCCCGGAGAUGAGAGAGCUGACAGCUCCUGGCCUCUGCGGCUCCCCCAGCGGGCGCGCCCGAUAUUCCGCGCCCCGCCUGCCCCGGGACCAAAGAUGAUGAUUCCAUCAGGAGAGUGUACAUAUGCUGGCAGGAAGAGAAGGAAACCCAUUCAGAAGCGGAGGCUUACCAUGGGGGCUGAGAAAUCAAAUCCUUCCAAACGGCACCGGGACCGCCUCAAUGCAGAGCUGGACCACCUGGCCAGCCUGCUGCCAUUUCCACCUGAUAUCAUCUGCAAGCUGGACAAGCUUUCCGUCCUGCGCCUCAGCGUUAGUUACCUCAGGGUGAAGAGCUUCUUCCAAGGUGCUCUGCCACUGUGCCUCAGAUGUACACACCUGGUGUGAGCCACAAACUCACAGCUUCGGGAAUCUGCUGAGAGGGGCCCAUCAUAUCUAGGUAUCUCCCCAUGUGAGUAGAUGAUACUGAGAUGAGAUUUUAGUUUUAGAUGUUAGAGUAAAUGUUGAUAGGACUUAUAUUUUUGGUUUUGAGCCAAACCCUUAAUGACUGAGCCAUCUCUCUAGUCCAUGUUGAUAAGACUUAACACUUAGGAUCAAAUAGCUUUCACAAUUACAUUGUUAGUGUAUGAAAAGAUCACUCUGAUUGUUCUCUGAUUUUCCUACCUCUUUUCAUUGAUUUCAAAAAAUAAACCUGACCAAUUAGAGACAGCCUUGAUCAAUUCCUCUCUCCCUUCCUUCUCUCCUGUCUCUGGAUUCCUUCCCAGGACAUAAGGAACUGAGGUUUGGUUUCCCUUCUUGCUUUCCUAGCAGACCUCCUCUGUGUAUGGUCCUCCCUCUGCCUCUGAGAGGAUCUGGAACAGCCUAGGACAUUGCUGCUCACUUUUGGUCAGGGUAGAUUUGUAUUUCUAUCCAGUUGUCCAAGCAGACUAGCUUGGAUAUCUGUACACAUCUAGUGACAUAGUUAAAACAUAACAUAACUCUCUAAUGAAAAAGCUACAUGUGGGAGGCUGGACCCCAAUCCUACUCUGCAAUGAUGCUGGUGUUCCUGACCCCCUUAGUAGGAGUAGAAGGAGAGAAGAAAGAAGGCCAAGAACUGUCCGGUGUGUCUGGCAUGUCUGUG